GGCUUUUACGGGUUUUUAACUCAGCGAGCGAAACGAGAAAGCGGUUGGUGGUCGUUCGUUUCAUUUGACCUCCUAAUUGAAUUUAUUAUUUUCAAACGCGACACAGAACAAGGUGACUUUGAUUCGCCAGAGUUUGAGCUCGUGUGGGCUCCGUAGGCGGUGCACAUGACACUCACGCGCUACUUUUAGUUUGCGUUCAUUGUCGACCCACACGUGUCCCGACAUGGGCCUACGAGUUGACUGGGCCUCUAGGCCCACUUCACCCAACUAUACGUAUGAAACUGGGUCACCGUUUCACACAGAUAUGGAUCACAAUCACAACACAACUAUCCACCGAGUUGACAGGGCCUCUAGAACCGCAGUUUCGACACGUAUACGACGUCGGUGCGGUCUGCCACGUCGACGGUGGACAUUCUAAGGUUCACCGACUUUCUGUUAGGGUGGGGGCCCCUUUAGCGAGUCUUUUUGCCCUUUUUCCCAUGAAAUGACUCGUACCUGAAAAACAGUUAACCUCUGUUGUUUUUCUGUUUUGGUCGACCGAUCACGGUUUUUAUUGGGGGGUCAAUUUCCUGCCUUUGAAAUAGUUGCACGGUUUUGUCUACUCAUUAUAAACAAUAGAAUAAGGUUGGUCGGUCCAUUAUCUUUUAAUUAUUCGACAGUUACCACAGGCGAAGUUUCUAGUUUGAAUGGUAGAAUAUUUAAUUUAAGUUAACCCAUUGUUGUGAUUAUUGUUGUCUUUCCUUUUCCUCUCACUAAAAAACAAGAAAACACAGAUAAUAUGACCUUCACAAAAAGGGUUACUCACAAAGUCAUAUGAAUUGACCAGUGCUUUUUCACUUUAACAACCCUGCUUUUGCUUUUGCUUUUGCUUUUGUCGUAUAAGUAUGAUUUAUGUGAUUAAACAUUAUUAUACCGCACUUAAUUUCACUUCGUGGUACUUUCUUCGUGGUACCUUUUCCUCUAAUCCAAACUGUGCCUCUAGACGUGUCGUGUCUUGUGUACACAAACGAAGCUUCUCCAUCACCUACUUCCCCAAUCGACACGUUAUAUUUGUUCUUUUGUACUUUUUUCUAUCAUAUUUAUUUUAGUUCCUAUCAAACUAUUAAUUACACUCUUUUUUUUUUGUUGGUAUCCAUGGAUUUCCCCAAAUUUCCAACACUUUGAUCUUUCGGUUGAGAAAGUCAAGGGCUCAAGGUUUUUCAAAAAAAUUGCCAUAUGGUUUUUUUUUAAAUUUUUUAAUUUGUCAUGAAAGUUUUAAAUGACAGGUCAAUUUGUGGAUACACGUGUGCCACUGGUAUCUGUGGGCUGUUUCCAAUUGUUUUAAUUUCUGCUGCCAUGGAAAUUAAUGGAGAAGUACAGGUCCAACAACCUCUGUUGCUUGUUUUAACAUAGGAGGAGGAGUUGGUCUUGUUUGCAAAAGAAGCGAAGGCCUAAUUUAUGCAUGUUCAUUUUAAUUAUAUUCAUGCAUGCAUGUUCUUUCACGAGUAACAUUAGUACUGCUCUCUCUCUCUCUCUCUCUCUCUCUCUCUAUGAAGCUUCCACUGUUGAAUUGAAGUUUACGUUGGCUGUCUUGUUCUUUAGGGCCAUGUAUGUUGGUUGGUUCAGGUUGUGUUGUUCUUGAGAGUGAGUAAUUGUAUUAUGAUUAGAUAAUUAAAAAUUAGUGUUUCAGUUUCAUUGAUUAGUUGUUUAGUGAUCAGUUGGAAUGAGGCUAGAUGGGUAGUUAGGGUAGGCCCAGAAAAGCCAACCAUAUGUUUUAUAAAAUAAUUGUUAUAAUUAAGUUUGACAUUGUAGGCCCAGAAAAACAGGUCUGUCGUAGCUAGAGAUAGCGAUGUCUUUGGCAUCUGAAUCAGCCUGAUUGAUGACUCCCCCCCGAGACAAACCAUGGGAAGGGAAGUUUGAUUAAUUUGAAGCAGCACAAGGACAAGGUGACAAGGUGACAAGGUGACAAGGUGACAAGGUGAUGAUCAUGACAAACUUUGCAAGGCUGAACCAGGCAAUGGGACUCCAAAGAUCAUCAGCUUCUAGUAAGCAGAAGGUGCAACCCAUCGCAGAAGUAUUAAUUAAGAACGACGAGAACAGUGGUGAUCUUUCCUUAGCAUCGAUCACCUCAGACCUGCAUGAUAUUUCUAACCCUAAUAAACCUAUCCCCUCAGAUUUAGCUUAUAAUUCAUGGGUGGUCGAGCACCCUUCUGCAUUAGGCUCAUUUGAUCGGAUGAUGAAAGCAGCAAAAGGGAAGAGGAUUGUUGUCUUUCUAGACUACGAUGGGACCCUUUCACCAAUUGUUGAUGAUCCUGAUCGUGCUUUCAUGUCUGACGAGAUGCGUGCAGCGGUACGGGAAGUUGCCAAGUAUUUUCCAACAGCAGUGAUCAGUGGAAGGAGUCGAGAUAAGGUUAAAGAAUUUGUACAGUUAAGUAAUGUAUAUUACGCUGGCAGCCAUGGGAUGGACAUAAUGGUCCCUCCAAGGCCACUAAGGCCCUGUGAUGCCAACAACCACACCACUGCCAUGGAUAUAAAGGGCAGUGACGUUCUCUUUCAACCUGCUAAAAGAUUUCUUCCUGCAAUCCAAGAGAUAAGAACACAGUUGGAGGAAAUAACCAGAAAAGUAGAGGGUGCAAGGGUAGAGGACAAUAGAUUCUGUAUCUCUGUACAUUUUCGCAAGGUCCGGGAAGAGGAUUAUGGGAUAUUAGAAGAGAAGGUGAAGUCUGUUGUUGGAAAGUAUCCGGAAUUUCACCUGACGUUGGGUAAAAAGGUGUUGGAAAUACGACCAUCCAUAGAAUGGAACAAAGGUCAUGCGCUAGAAUAUUUGCUUGACACUCUAGGCUUCAGCAAUUCCAGCGAUGUCCUCCCAUUGUACAUCGGGGACGAUCGAACUGAUGAAGAUGCUUUCAAGGUGAUACGAAGUAGAGGACAAGGGUUUCCAAUAAUUGUGUCUUCAACCCCAAAGGAGGACACCAAAGCUUGUUAUUCUUUGCAUGACCCAUCGGAAGUAUUAACUUUCUUGUUAAGGCUCGCCCGGUGGAGAAAAGCCUCUUCUUCAAGCAGGUCACUCGCUCAAAUUUGGGGUGUUGGUAGUAACUUACCUAGAUCAGUUUAGCUAGCUAGCUCUAGCUAGCUUUUGUGCAUAAAUAAUAAUUAAGAAUUAUUAGGGAAAUGAAUUAAGGCCAGUAUUUGUUAUGGCCUUACGGCAGUACCCCCUCUCUCUCUCUCUCUCUCUCUCUAUAUAUAUAUAUAUAUAUAUAUAUAUAGUUAGAGGUUGGUAGGGAUGAAGAAGGAAGAAAACGAAAGCAUAGAGAGAGUUUCACUGUUAUUUUAGUCUGUCAGUGAAACUGGUGCCGCCCAUGCAGUGCAGCGCAUAUGCUUUCCAGCUCUUGUUUCUAGCUAUAUAUAGAUAUUAUACAUAAUGUAAAAGAAAGACAGUUUGUGUUUGGUG
Messenger RNA from Prunus persica (peach), 3430 nucleotides. Its product is annotated as probable trehalose-phosphate phosphatase 4. Gene Ontology annotation, biological process: trehalose biosynthetic process. The record is from RefSeq and is a predicted model, not a curated record. The transcript has 9 exons. Gene Ontology annotation, molecular function: trehalose-phosphatase activity. NCBI's taxonomy places the organism in Eukaryota, Viridiplantae, Streptophyta, Magnoliopsida, Rosales, Rosaceae. The coding region runs from base 1961 to 3094 and encodes 377 amino acids.